This is a messenger RNA of Racocetra persica, 163 nucleotides long. Lineage: Eukaryota; Fungi; Glomeromycota; Glomeromycetes; Diversisporales; Gigasporaceae. The record is from the annotation of a GenBank genome assembly.
GUUGCAACCGGAAUUAUCAGAAAGGACGCAUCAAAUAGAGAUUAUUUUAAUGAGCAUUCAGGCAUUAGGAUAUCCGGUGUUCGAACAUUGAAUGCCCCGAAAUUCAUCGAUUCAAUGUCCAGCACCAUACUAACUAAUUUUGUACUUUAUGCAGUCUCUAUUG